Rhodamnia argentea is the source of this 1071-nucleotide messenger RNA. Its product is annotated as GATA transcription factor 4-like. Gene Ontology annotation, molecular function: zinc ion binding; sequence-specific DNA binding. The record is from RefSeq and is a predicted model, not a curated record. Gene Ontology annotation, cellular component: nucleus. Lineage: Eukaryota; Viridiplantae; Streptophyta; Magnoliopsida; Myrtales; Myrtaceae. Gene Ontology annotation, biological process: positive regulation of DNA-templated transcription.
CUCUGUCGCUCUCGCUCUCGCUGUCGCUCCCCCCCUGCGAAGCUUCAUGAUGGACCUGCACGGGCUCUCCGCGCCGGUCGACGCCUUCCCCAUCGAUGACCUCCUCGACCUCUCCAACGACGACCUCUUCUCCUCCCCCUCCGACCACCUCCUCCCUCCCCCGCCGGACCUCCCCUCCCCCUCCUCCGCCCACCGCCUCCGCGCCGACUCCUCCUCCACCUCCUCCUCCUCCUCCUCUUCUUCCCCGCCUUCCUCGGCCGUCUUCCCUCCCUUCUCCACCGACUUCGCUCACGAGCUCUGCGUCCCCAGCGACUACGCGGCCGAGCUGGAGUGGCUCUCCCGGUUCGUCGACGACUCGUUCGCCGACAUCCCGGAGGACUCUUUAUACGGGACCCCAUCCGCCCUCUCGGACGCUGCGGUCUCCGGGAGCAGGCCGCGGAGCAAGCGCUCGAGGCAGCCCGGGGCUUCCCGGGCGGCUCCGAGCCGGAUCCGCUUGCCACCGACCGACGGCGCGGGGCUAGUGGAGGGGGAAGGAGGAGCGAGGCGGUGCGCGCACUGCGCGUCUGAGAAGACGCCGCAGUGGAGGGCGGGGCCGCUGGGGCCGAAGACGCUGUGCAACGCGUGCGGGGUGCGGUACAAGUCGGGGCGGCUGGUGUCGGAGUACAGGCCGGCGGCGAGCCUGACGUUCGUGCUGACUCAGCACUCGAACUCGCACCGGAAGGUGAUGGAGCUGCGGCGGCAGAAGGAGGCGCGGCAGGCGCAGCCGCAGCAGCAGCAGCAGCACCACCGCCACCAAGGGCCAGGGGGAGGAGGGGGGCAAGCCUACGGUCACCCCCGCGACUUCGGGGUCUGCUGACGGGGCAGGCGCGGUUGGUUACGGGAUGACGCCGCAUCGUUCCCCAUGUGAGGGAGUGAAGGACUCGCCGUGUAUCGUUGCGCAUCACGUGCCCAUCCUCUUUUUCCUAUUUUUAUUUUCUCUCUUUUUUAUUCGGUUUCUUUGCUUUUCCGAAGGAAAGCCAGUCGAAUAUAUCAGGUUCCUGUUGGGCCUAAUAUUGCCCGGUGUUUGCGAGU